UUCAUCCUCAUCUUUAUCUUUCUUUUUCUCUUUCUUAUCAUCAUUCUUUUUACCUCAAACCUGUUGUCAUCUUAAUUUCUUCUUCUUUUCUCUUCCAACUCAUCAACUCUAUUUCUCUUACAAUCUUAUUGUUUUUCUUUUCUCUCCUUCAUCAUUUUUGGUCUUUUUCUAAUCCAAACCAUGGGAAUAGUUUUUGAUAUUAUUGUUCAUCGAAAUGUCAGUGAAUUUCCCUCCUUAAUUACUUAUAAUUAAUCAAUUCGAUUCUUCUCCGUUAUCAAAUCGUCAUUUGAUUCUCACCUGAAACAAGAAUAAUUCAUGAUUAUUGUUCACUUGGAAUAAUCACCUUAAUGAUCAAAUAGGAACCAUGACAGAAACUCCAAUCUUAACUCGAAACGCAGAGAACAUCAGAAAGAUACUUAAAACCGGCGGAAAAGAGAUUAAAGAUAAAUCCAAGACCAUUGAGAAAGAUGAUAUUUCCACCCCAAAGAAUAACAAAAUUGUCACCAAUGGAUCAUCACCAACGCCAUCGUCCAUCAUCAAUAAAUCAAAUAAUCUAAUUACUAAAGAAUCUCAAUCAAAUGCUAACCCAUUCUCAUUUACAAUUGAAAUCAACGUCGUUGCUUGGCUCUUGUUUUUUGUGGCUCUUGGCUUUAGACUUUACCUCAUCGGAUAUCCACCUAAUAUUGUUUUUGAUGAAUUACACUACGGGAAAUUUGUAUCUCUCUACAUGAAAGGAGUUUUCUAUUUUGACUCUCAACCUCCACUCGGGAAACAAUUGAUCGCUGCAAUUGGAUAUCUUGCUGGUUUCGAUGGUAAUAACGCUUUCAACGAAAUUGGAGGAAAAUAUAAUGAGAAUGUCCCACUUAAAGUUCUGCGAGCGGUUCCUGCAGUUUUCGGAAGCCUUUUAAUCCCGACGAUUUAUCACCUCAUCUCCGAAUUGGGAUUUAGCCAUCAAACUGCAGCUCUUGCUUCGAUCUUUGUGAUACUUGAAAAUGCACUUUUAACACAAUCGAGAUUCAUUCUCAUGGAAAGUAUUCUUCUUUUCAUGUCGUUCUUUGGUCUAUUUUCUGUUUGUAAACUUCGCAAAAAGCCAAUUCUGUCCAAAACUUGGUUACUUUGGCUUCUAUCGGCCUCAACUUUCCUUUCAUUCGGGUUUUGUGUCAAAUUUGUGGGUAUUUAUUUUCUUUUCGUUGCCAUAAUCAUAAUUGUACAUGACUUUUGGUGGUUACUCCCGAAUCGAUCCAUUCCAACGAAAAGCUUAUGGUUACAAGCGAUUACUUACUUUUUCUUCUUAGUUGUUUGGCCUUUGAUUAUUUAUACUUUUAUUUUCUUCGUUCAUCUGAGUGUUUUAACUAAAGCGGGUCCUCAUGACAAUGUAAUGACAAGCGCAUUUCAAGCGAGUCUUGAGGGUGGACUCGCUUCAAUAACCAAAGGUCAACCUCUUGAAAUUGUUCAUGGAUCUCAGGUAACAUUACGUCACACUCAUGGUAGAACCUGUUGGUUACAUUCACAUGCUCAAGUUUAUCCAGUUAAAUACAGCGAUGGGCGAGGUAGCAGCCAUCAACAACAGGUAACUUGUUACUCUUUCAAAGAUGUCAACAAUUGGUGGAUUGUGAAAAGACCUACAAUUGAUGAUCUUAUUGUUUCCGAACCUCGAGACAAAAUUAAACAUGGAGAUUUUAUUCAAAUUAUUCAUGGGAUGACUUCGCGAAAGUUAAAUAGCCACGAUGUUGCUGCUCCAAUGUCACCCCAACAUCAAGAGGUUUCAUGUUACAUUGAUUACAACAUCUCGAUGAUUUCCCAAGAUCUAUGGAAAGUUGAUCUGCUCAAUAAAGAUGAAACCGGCGGCUUUUGGCAUACAAUAAGGUCCAAAGUUCGUCUCGUCCAUGUUAACUCUUCUCAAGCUUUGAAGUUUACCGGUAAAUUGUUACCCGAUUGGGGAUACAAUCAACACGAAGUUGUGACCGAUCGUAUAAUUAAUCAAGACGAUACCAUUUGGAAUGUUGAGGAACAUCGAUACACCAAAUUAGCCGAUCAAAAGGAAAGAGAACGGGAUAUGGUUGAUGCCGAAUUCGUUCCCCUUACACCGACAUUUCUAUCGUUUUGGGAGAAAAUGAAAGAACUACAAUAUAAAAUGUUGACCUUUGACCAAGAGAAUAUUCCUGAUCAUAUGUUUGCCUGUGAUUCUCCGCUCGAUUGGUUAUUUCUCACCAAAGGAAUCGCCUAUUGGAUCGACUCUUCAAGUAACUCACAAAUCUACUUGAUUGGAAAUAUAUUCCUCUGGUACUUAUCGUUAAUUUCUGUCGCUAUCUAUUGCUGUCUCGGUGUUUUUUAUCUAAUACGGAAGCGCCGAAAUUACCAUGACCUUUCUGAAGAAAAAUGGACAUCAUUUAAAAAUGUUUUUCUAAUUUGCCUGAUUGGUUAUCUCAUCAAUUUAAUUCCUCACUUUUUGGUUGAAAAAACACUUUUCCUUCAUCAUUAUUUACCAUCAUUACUAUUUAAAUUACUUAUAACUGCAACUCUAUUUGAACAUUUAAAGACAUUUGUUAAUAGCAAUUUAAUUAACUGUUCAAUUGUUGUAAUAAUCGCAAUCACUGUUUACUACUUUACUCGUCUAUUGCCCUUAAGCUAUGGAUCUGGUUCAUUAACGAUUGAAUCAAUCGAAAAUCUCAAAUUACUCAAAACAUGGAACUUAAUUGUCCACAAAUGAAAUGGUCACGAAUUAAGAUAAAUAGUUAAUUAUUUAUUUUACUAAUUAAAUUGUGUCACAAUCUUUUCCUCGAUUAGAAGCAAAUUUAAUUUACUCAA
Messenger RNA from Panonychus citri (citrus red mite), 2808 nucleotides. RefSeq names its product protein O-mannosyltransferase 1-like (gene rt). Gene Ontology annotation, biological process: protein O-linked glycosylation via mannose. Gene Ontology annotation, molecular function: dolichyl-phosphate-mannose-protein mannosyltransferase activity. The transcript has 11 exons. NCBI's taxonomy places the organism in Eukaryota, Metazoa, Arthropoda, Arachnida, Trombidiformes, Tetranychidae. Gene Ontology annotation, cellular component: endoplasmic reticulum; membrane. Bases 365 to 2710 code for a protein of 781 amino acids. The record is from RefSeq and is a predicted model, not a curated record.